CAAAAACAAAUACAAAAAUUUUAAAAAACAAAUUUAGACUUUUUAUAUUUUAAAGAUGAAUAUUAUCUGCUGCAUAUCAGUCCGCAUCAUUCAUCACCCACACUGUUUUGAUUAGACAUUUUAAUUGUUCUAUUAGUGAAUAUUGGCAUCAGUCCAAAAAUGUCUUUUUCCAAAAACGGUCGUUGCGAAAUUUUCGCGAUUUUUUUCGUUUUCGUAGCCGUCCUUGGUGUGGCACAGGGAGCGGUUCGACGACAAGUCCAUGCACCCCCGAAAAACGGCUCCAGGGCCGGAAUAUGCACUCUUGAAGUUCCGACUGCAGAUCUUUUGACAGUCGAAGAUAGGCAAAGAGGUGGAAAUUUUAAAGGAAAUGGGUCAAAACCAGGUUUCAGCAUGAUUGAAAUUUGCUGCUCAGGGUGGGCUAAAAAACCUCACAACCACUACGAAUGCGAACCAGUGUGUGACAACUGCGAAAAUGGAAACUGUACUGCACCCAAUGUAUGCGUGUGUAAACGAGGCUUUAUCAUGGAUAUUCACAAAACCUGUAUUCCAACGUGUCCGAUUGGUUGCCUAAACGGCGUCUGCACAACCAACGGCGUUUGUUCUUGCAACGCUGGAUUCACUUUGGACAGAUCUGGGAAACUUUGCAACCCUGUGUGUAGGGAGGGUUGCGGUAUAGGAGGCGAAUGCUUGGGUAACGAUAUUUGCAGAUGCAAUCCAGGUUUUGUGUUGGACCCAAAAACCAACAAAUGCGGAUAUCUAUGCGAAGGCGGCUGUGGAAGCGGCACAUGCGUAGGACCAAACAGAUGCGCUUGCGCAAAAGGCUUCAAAGACAUCGGCGGUACAUGCUUGCCAGAUUGCCCCAAGGGUUGCCUAAGUGGCCAAUGUACAGCUCCUAAUGUAUGCUCUUGUCAACCUGGUUGGAAGAUCGACCAAUCUGGUUCUGUUUGUCAGGCCCAUUGCAACCACCCCUGUCUAAACGCCGAUUGUACAGCUCCAGACACGUGCACAUGCAAAAAAGGUUACAUAACAGAUCCAAGACAGCCCCAAGGUAACAAAUGCGUCGCACAUUGCCCAGGUGGCUGUGAAAAUGGCACUUGUUCAGCACCUAAUUUCUGCAUUUGCAACCCUGGAUUCGUUAAAGAAACAAAGGGUAGCAACAGAUGUGUCAGAAGGGUUAGAAGGUCUACAAAUGAAUUGACCAAAAUCCAUUAUGACCUGAUUCCGCCCCAAAUAGACGAGUUGCUUCGUUUGUAGAAUUUGACAUGUUAAAAUAAAUGAAUUUAUAAAUAAAAUAAACUACUUUAAAUAUC
Molecule: messenger RNA, 1310 nt
Organism: Brassicogethes aeneus
Lineage: Eukaryota; Metazoa; Arthropoda; Insecta; Coleoptera; Nitidulidae
Source: the annotation of a GenBank genome assembly